CCUGCUGAUGUUAGAUUAUACUGUGCCUCACACAGAGAGACUCACCUUCAUGGAGAAAAUAGAAGCCUCAUCAAUGAGUCUGUCAAAUGCUAACCUGCUUCUGGAGAGUCUGAAUGGAUUCGAUUUGAAAGAAGCUGCGACUGACAUCGUACUGGCAAAUGAAAGUGCCACUAUUUCUGGACCACUUGACUUUGCAGGAACUGUCACUGUGGGCCAACUCCACGUCACCGGUACGGUCGAUGGAGUUGAUGUUGAUGACCUUGCAACCCGCAGUCUGAAGAGAGAGGCAUUGCAAUCACAGUUGGUGGAAGGGAAAAUCACAGUAGAUGGGGCAGUUCACUUGAACUCUGCACCAAAUCUGCAUGUAGUAAACAACAAGAGCUGGGCAGAUCACUUAGGCAAGGUAGUGCCAUUGAACCAUGAUGGCAUAAUCACCGGAACGAAAAUAAUAGAUCAACCUGUAUUUGUCCUGGGUGAUUUCAACCCUAGCACUGUCAACGGUAUUGAUUUGGCCGAACUUGUACCCAGAAUCUUGACCAAAAGUGGUAACCAGAGCAUCAUCGGCAACUACACAUUCAGCUCCAAUAUUACGGCUACAAAUAUUGAUGCCCCGGUUAUUGACGAAGUGAAUACCAGUGACCUUUUGUUGUUGGAUCAGGAUGGAUUUUUGGAAGGAACGGUUGUCUUUGAGGAGAAUGUCGUCAUGAGCAGUGUCUUGUCCGGCACAGGCUUGCUUGAUGGUUGCGAUGUUAUGGAGCUUGAGAUGUCUGCUUCCUGGAAUAAAAGUGUAGGAGAAGUUGACAUAUUUUCGCCUGUCAAUCUGCAUAAGCUUGUAGUGAAGGAGAAUGCCAUCUCAGAGAUUAUCCUGGCUGGAUCCUCCAAGAUUAAUGUCCAGCAUUUCCUUGAAACCUUGGUCCGAAAGUCCUCGGAUCAAGAGAUAACAGGGAACACAACUUUUUCUGCUGAUGUACAAAUAAACGACCUUUGGGCAGAAACUCUGGAUGGAGUUUAUGUGGACAAGCUUUAUAAUAUAGCUGUACAGGAUAAUCAGGAUACGGUCAUUAGCUGUGACCUCCAGUUUACCAAUGAAGUUUCGGUGGCGAAUCUGACCGUAAGCAGGACCAUAUCUCGUCUUGAUACUGACGGAGUGCUCAUCAACUUCCUGAAUAUAUCGGCUCUUGGCAGUCGAGCAGUAUUAACGACGAGUGAUUCCCUCUUCAUCGACGGCUCUAAGAUCUUUGUUGAUGGAUUUGCUGCUGGAAACCUCGACAUUUCUGAAUCACUUGGUGACGUCUUGGCAAGCGAUCUGAUUGUGGUCUCCAAGGAUUGGGAAGUGCCCAGUGGCAUUACUUUCGAGGCCCCCAUUAGUGUCAGCGAAAAUCUGAAGGUGGAUGGACACUUAGACGGAAUAGACCUAAAGCAGUUGCUGGAAGAACGCGUCACUUUGAACGGCAACGGGACUUUGACUUCACAUUGCAUAUUUGAAGAAAUUGAAGUGAAAGGUAACCUUGAGGUAGAAGAGAUCAACACCCUUACACUCUCUGAUGUUGUGGUAAAAUCUGGUAAAUCUCAACAACAUAUCACCGGCGUGAAGGAGUUAAAUGGAGGCCUGUUUGUAAAUGGAACCAUUGAUUUGAUGCAGAUCAAUGAAAUGGAUAUAAUGGAGCUGAACAGAUCUGUUGUUUGGAAGGAUAAACCUGCUACAUUUGGAAAAAGUUUGGUUAUUGAGAACGUGGUCGACUCGGAAACUUCGGUUACUGUACAAGGAACAGUUAAUGGCUUGGGGCUUCACGAUCUUGACCACGAGGUCUCGAACAUCAUGUCAAACAUUAAGUCCCAAAGUGAAAAGAUGACCGACCUGAGCACCAAAUUCAUGAACGUCCAGAAUGACAAUGAUCGUCUUACAUGUGGUAUAUACGAGAAAAUGUCUUACGGAGAGAGAGUGGGGAACCAGCUCGUUGAAUUUGCAGGGAAACUAACUCAUGGACAGUGGGGAGAAAACAAUUUUGUGGCAGUAAGGGACUGUGGCUUGGUCUGUACAUGUAAUGCAAGAUCUGCAAUGUACCAGGUUGCUGAAAAUGGGAACCUGCAGCAUAAUAUUACCUUCAGUGAUCAUUCUGUAUUCGUCUUCAAGAGCAGUAUUUCCGAAGGGACAAGGCUUGAGCAUGAAUGUUUCGGCCAAACAGGAUACAGCACUUUUAAAAUAAGGAGCAAUAAUACAAAAGUUAUCAUGGAUGACACAUUGGGCUUGGUCGCUGACGUUGCGUCUUUUACGUCAGAUGAUAAUGGAGUAACUCGGACGUAUUUCGUCACUGUUGGUCGCAUGGCUGAUGUGACCGAUUUAACCGAGACGACGCUGGUCACUGCACUACGGCUUGAGGAAAACCAGCUAGUCAAGGUUUGGUCAACACUUACACACAACAGUGCCUCGACGGUGGACAUGACAAAGGUCAAUGAUCGCUGGUACAUGUUGGUAGCAAAUGCUGCGACAGGGAACAGCACGAGUGAUCCUUACACUGCGAAGUCGCUUGUAUAUGGUUGGUUCCCCUCCGAGGAAAAGUUUUUAGUGCAAGGAGAGUACAUGGGAGAUCACGUGACGUCAGCUAUAUUCCUGAGUUCGAGUGAACCAGUACAGGAACAUUUCUUCGCUUUAGCUCAGUUAAAGGCUGCUGACUUUUCUUCCUUUGAAGAUAAUGUGAAAUAUACAACGAAAGUUCUGGUAUUCAGAUUCGACGUACGCACGUCCAAAUUCAAGCCCUACGAAUCUCUAGCCUCAUACGGUGUCGUUGCCCAGGAACAGAUGCGAAUCGGAGAUGAUUUGUACCUGUUACUUCUCUCGGAGCAUACACGCACACUGGACGUUUAUGAAUACAUAUUCUCUGAAGGGUUCCGGCUUUACCAGCAGAUUUCGGUGUGCGAUAGACCUGUUGAUCUGCAGAAGAUGGAAACCAAGAACAGACCUCUGGUUUGGAUUUCUUGUAAAAAUCCAGAGGCAAUUUUGACUCUCAGAUUCAAUACCAAAGGAUUUUUCUAUGAAUGAUAAAUUGU
Messenger RNA from Penaeus vannamei (Pacific white shrimp), 3048 nucleotides. The record is from RefSeq and is a predicted model, not a curated record. NCBI's taxonomy places the organism in Eukaryota, Metazoa, Arthropoda, Malacostraca, Decapoda, Penaeidae.